AGUAUGGUAUAGUCAUGUUUGUAUACAAAAUUGCGUGAAAUUCACCGAAAUCCAAGCAGCCAUGUGGACCUUCAGUCCACCAUCCCUGCGCUUUCCACCCUCCCAUCCCCGUGCUGUCCCUGCCUCCGCCUCCGCCUCCGCCUCCGCCACUACUGCCCACACCACCUCCACCACUACACAUGAUCCCACACUCCAAAUCGAAACCGUAAUAAAGGAGGACAACCUCCCCCAAGCCCUCCGCCUUCUCUCCAAAACCCACACUCCACUAUCCCAACGCGCUUACCACCACCUCAUCCAGGCCUGCGCCAAGCGCCGCUCCCUGCACCACGGCCUCACCGUGCACGACCAUCUCUCCUCCCAUGGCUUCGAGCAUGAUCCCUUCCUCGCCACCAAUCUCAUACACAUGUAUGCAGAUUGCCACCGCCCGGACCUCGCAAGCCUUGUCUUCUCCUCCUUUUCGCUCUCCUCCAGAACGCUCUUUCUGUGGAACGCGAUGCUUCGAUGCUUAUCUCUCUCUCCUGAAACACAUGAAAAUGCUCUCUCUCUCUUCCACCAAAUGCUCGACAAUGGCCUUCCCAUCGACCAAUUCACGUAUCCUUAUGCAAUUAAGGCUUGCUCGACGCGCUACCAUGUGCGAGAGUUCCACGCAUGUGUUGUGCGUCGGGGAUUUGACCUCAAUUUCUAUGUCGCCACCACUCUUCUCGAUGUGUAUGCAAGGCUGGGGCUUGUGGACUAUGCACUGCGAGUGUUUGAGGGAAUGCCAGUGCGGACGGUGGUAACAUGGAGUGCAGUCAUGGCAAUGUAUGUUUGCGAGGGGCAGGCAGAGGAGGCACUAAAGAUGCUCAGAAUCAUGGUCUUGGAGACCGACGGUCAGCCAAACGCAGUCACAAUGUUGAGUGUGCUUCAGGCUUGUGGUGCUCUCUCAGCCCCACAAACAGGAAAAUCGAUCCAUGCCUAUGUAUUAAGAAGACAGCUUGUCUCAAUCACUUCGACAAAUAACUCUCUCAUAUCUAUGUAUGCAAAAGUUGGUCUGCUAGAAUCAGCUCGCUUAGUCUUCGAUAGAAUGCAUCAUAGAAAUGUGGUCUCAUGGAAUGCAAUGAUCUCAGCUUAUGGCCUACAUGGACUUGGACAUGAAUCAAUUUUGAUGUUCAGAGAGAUGAUACAGUCACGAAUAACCCCAAAUAGUAUCACUUUUGUGGCACUCUUGGGAGCAUGUAGCCACUCGGCGCUAAUCAAAGAGGGAAAGGCCUACUUUGAGAGCAUGGAGCACGAUUACUCAGUUUUAAGGAGUAUGGAGCAUUAUGCCUGCAUGGUCGAUCUCUUGGGUCGUGCUGGGCUAUUAGAUGAGGCCUCGAGGCUCAUUGAGACGAUGCUCUUCGAGCCCGGACCCACUGUUUGGGGUGCUUUGCUUGGAGCUUGUCGAACCCACAAAAAUGCAAGCCUUGGAGAGAGAGCAGCUCACCAUUUGUUCAAGCUCGAACCGAAAAAAGCAGGAAACUACGUACUCUUAGCUGAUAUAUAUGCAUCAUUGGAAAUGUGGGAUGAGCUGGAUUCUGUUAAAAAGAUGUUAGAGAAUGAAGAUUUGUGUAAGAGAACGGGUUGUAGCUGGAUUGAAGUUAGAAGAAGUGUUUAUUCCUUCGUCUCGGCUGAUGAACUAAACCCACAAAUCGAACAGGUUCAUGCAUUGUUGACAAAAAUCUCAACUGAGAUGAAGCAGUCUGGUUAUGUGCCUAAUACAAGUGCGGUGCUCUAUGAGUUAGAUAACGAAGAGAAGGAAAGGAUUGUUUUGGGUCAUAGUGAGAAGUUGGCUUUGGCCUUUGGAUUGAUUAACACUGAGUCAGGGCAAACAUUAAGGAUUACAAAGAAUCUGAGGCUUUGUGAGGAUUGCCACUCUGUGACCAAGUUUGUUUCCAUGUUUACGAACAGGGAGAUUCUUGUGAGAGAUGUGAAUCGGUUUCACCAUUUCAGAGAUGGGGUCUGUUCAUGCAGGGAUUAUUGGUGAUUGAUCAGAGAGAGAGAGAGAGAGCAUGAAAGAUGGAGAGGCCUGCACUUAUCAUUCAUCCUCAAGAGUACAUACUCACCUCCAUGUAUUUAUUUUCUGCAUAUGGUGUUACUAAAGUGAGACUGUAUCACUCUUGGUCUUUUAAGAGUAGUUUUUUGUACGAUAUAAAUUAUUUAUACAGAUGUAACUUAGGUGAAAAUGGAUCUAAUGGGCAGUAUUUGUAACAUAAUCAAAUGGUUGAUGAAGGAUUCAUUGUCAA
This is a messenger RNA of Amborella trichopoda, 2261 nucleotides long. RefSeq names its product Tetratricopeptide repeat (TPR)-like superfamily protein (gene CRR2). Gene Ontology annotation, molecular function: zinc ion binding; RNA binding; protein binding. Lineage: Eukaryota; Viridiplantae; Streptophyta; Magnoliopsida; Amborellales; Amborellaceae. The record is from RefSeq and is a predicted model, not a curated record. Gene Ontology annotation, biological process: RNA modification.